AGUCAGCUCAUGGACAGAAGAGUUGAAUAACUACUAACUUUGCUGGUGGGAGGAACUGCUGAAUGUUCAGCCCUCUCUGAGUCUCAUUCCUUUACUUUUGAGAUCUUUAGACUAUCCUAAACAGUCACCAGAUGGGAGCUUUCUAUAACUCAGGUCUUGAUCAAGGCCUAGAAGGGUUGUCAGUUCUUAUACCUACCUCUUCUUAUACCUCAGGCUUCCCUUCAUUGAAGACUCUCCUUCCCUCCCCAAGAAACACACCAGUUCGUUAAUCUUUUUCUGCAAACAAGUCCUAUGUAUUUGUCUUCAACAGCAGUGGUGAAGGGCCUUGCAUCUGUUAUGCCCUGCUUGGCAGAGGUAAGCAGGACUGACGGUGGGCUCUAUUGCUUGUAAGGCUGAAUUGAUUCAGGUCUUCAGCUCCCCUCAGUGACUCCUGACUGGAUAUAUGUUCCUUCCUGCAGAGAGGAAGGCUUUGGCCUUGAUAAAGUCUUGACCUAGUAGGUCAAGUAACUGGGAGUUGGGCAGAGCUCCAGCGCACCAGUAAGCCCCAUUUCCAGGCAAUGUACAAACCAGGGCUUUUUAGUGCAGAAGUUAACCCGAGUCCCUAGAUUCCCAGGCUGUGUAGGCAGUACACCGUGCUACUUACUAUGCGUGAGCAGCCCAUAAUAUGGUCAUUUCUUACCUUCGCUGGUCUCAGUGUAGAGAUGAUUAUGUAAACAGUACAUAAUCAUACCCAGCCUCUUGGACUGACUAGUCAGGCCCUGUCAUCCCCAAGGACACAGUCUGGUCACUGACAACCACAUACUGAUAAUGUCACAAGCGGUGCCCAGAUGCUAAAGUUACUCCAUGCAGCCCAGACCCUGGGCAUCCUCAGUUGCGCGCCCACGCACCUAGUCGCUCCAGACCUCCAACCCUCCGGGACGCGGUACCCACAGUCGGGCGGUGUCCCUGCUUUCUUGGUCCCCAGCGGAUGAUGGCCGAGAGGCGGCUCGGGUUUCCCAGCCGGUGGGGUUAGGCCAACGUACGCCGGAAGUGGCGGCUGGGGCGGGAGCGCCGAGGUGUCGGCGGGCGGGGCAGCAGCCAGGAGCUGGGGGUCGGUGCGUUGGUCAUGUUUCCCUUCGGGCCCGGUAGCCCCGGAGGGGACAGGGCGGCCGGAGCCGGGGCUGAGGAGCCAGCACCCCACGCGAGACAGGCUGCGGCUGCCGGGCCGCUCCCUUCUCCGCCCCCGUCGCUACAGCCGGGGGCUGACGCAGCCCCUCCCCCGUCGCCCUGCGGGAGCCCUCGCCACCCCUGCGCCCCUUCGCAGCCCCAGGCUGGGCGCGCGGGGGAGCUCCGGCCGCCCGGAGCUCUAAAGCCCUCAGCCGCUUCCGCCCAGGAAGAGCAGUCACCGCCCUCCCCGCCGCGCCGGCAACCUGGGCCUGACUGCAGGGCCGGGAGCCGGGGCCGGCACUGCCUCAGCGCCCGCCUGGGCGGCCCUGGCGCCCAGCUGUUCGGGUGGCUGAGAGAGCGCAGCCUGGGCCGCGGGCUGUUCGUGGAUCCGGCACGAGACAAUUUCCGCACCAUGACUAACCUCUAUGGUUCCAUCCAUCCCGCGGACUCGGUGUACCUCAGCACCCGCACCCAUGGGGCCGUCUUCAACCUCGAGUACUCGCCCGACGGGUCAGUGCUGACAGUUGCUUGUGAACAGACUGAAGUUCUGCUUUUUGAUCCUAUAUCUUCAAAGCACAUAAAAACACUUUCUGAAGCUCAUGAAGACUGUGUAAAUAAUAUAAGAUUUCUUGAUAACCGGCUGUUUGCUACCUGCUCUGAUGACACUACAAUAGCACUAUGGGAUCUGAGAAAACUGAACAGCAAAGUAUGCACUUUACAUGGUCACACUAGCUGGGUGAAGAACAUCGAAUAUGAUACUAAUACAAGACUCUUAGUAACGUCAGGAUUUGAUGGAAAUGUCAUUAUUUGGGACACCAACAGGUGUACAGAAGAUGGGUGUCCACAUAAGAAAUUCUUUCACACACGUUUUCUCAUGAGAAUGAGAUUAACACCAGAUUGUUCCAAAAUGUUGAUCUCAACGUCCUCUGGAUAUCUCUUGAUUUUGCAUGAUCUUGACUUAACCAAGUCUUUAGAAGUAGGCAGCUAUCCCAUUCUGAGAGCAAGAAGAACAACAUCAAGUUCAGAUCUUACCACUUUGUCGAGUUCAUCCGGUCCUAGAGUUUCUGGUUCACCUUCUCAUCAUAGUGAUUCUAAUUCAUCUUCUGAGAAACACAUGUCACGAGCCUCACAAAGAGAAGGAAUUUCACCACGAAACAGUCUUGAAGUCUUAACCCCUGAAGUUCCUGGUGAGAGAGACCGUGGAAAUUGCAUCACAUCGUUACAGCUGCACCCAAAAGGCUGGGCCACUCUUCUUCGGUGCUCAAGCAACACUGAUGAUCAGGAGUGGACUUGUGUCUAUGAAUUCCAAGAAGGAGCCCCCGUGCGACCAGUCUCACCUCGCUGUUCUCUACGACUGACUCAUUACAUUGAAGAAGCCAACGUAGGCAGGGGUUAUAUCAAAGAACUUUGCUUCAGCCCUGAUGGGCGAAUGAUUUCUUCCCCACAUGGCUAUGGGAUUCGCUUGUUGGGAUUUGACAAACAGUGCAGUGAACUUAUUGACUGUUUGCCCAAAGAAGCCAGUCCCCUGCGGGUGAUCCGUUCUCUGUACUCUCAUAAUGAUGUGGUACUGACGACAAAGUUCUCUCCAACACAUUGUCAGAUCGCCUCCGGGUGCCUUAGUGGACGGGUUUCUUUGUAUCAGCCAAAGUUUUAGGCACAACUUACAUCAAAUAAGGAACUCUUCUGGUGUUUGAAUUAUAUAUUACUUCAAUUUAGGUGAAGUAUUUUCUUUUUAGAAGAUCUUAAAAGUUUGGGUCAAGAUCCUAGUUCUUACGGGUCCAUGAACACACCUGUGACCUGAGUACUUGGUCGUCCAGCAUCACAGGGGCAUCGCCAAGUUAGACUCCAGGCAGCACCAUCUUUUGCAGCAUUCCUAGGCUCCUGCUGAUCUGUGCCACUGAACUCCAGUUCUGCUGGUUGUUUUGCAUGGUAGCUCUUGUCAAGUUUCUUUCUUUUAAUUCUCUUUUCUGUUUUUCGAUUUUGGUAUGAAUUUUGUGGACAUUUGGCAGGAGUUUUGGUUGGAUUAGGAGAAACUCGUGAUGCUAGUGUUGAAUAAAACCUAGAAGUUUGAUGUUGGCAUACUGGUUGAAAAGAAAUUUCAUCUUAUCAGUAUACUUGGCCUUUUAAAGUUGCUGUUGUUUCUCUAUAAUGAGCACAGAUAAUGGCAUUAUUCUUACAAAUGUUAUAGUUUUGCAGCAAAAUGUCUUUUAAGUUUCCUGUUAAAAUUAUACAUAUUUUUCACUGUGAGAGGGAUUUUGUUGUGAAAUUCUAGAAAAAAAAUUACCACCUCUCUUUGUAGUUUAUUUGUAUGAACUUUUAAAUCUGUAGCAUGUGUCCUUACUUGGUAUUUUGUUCCUGUCAACAGCAUUAGAAAGGAAAAGAGAAGGAAUGGGCUUUGGUCAUUUCUAUUGUAUAGAAGAGGAUUUAUUUAUUAGAUUAUACUUUCUAUCUGGCCACAGAGUGAUGAGAACAAUGUGGCUUAGAUUUUCUGUUUCCUCUGCCAGAUUAUUUAAAUCACAGAGGAUGACAGGUGGAGGGAAAAUCGAGAGUAAAAACGUUGUGUUUUUCUCAUUUUCCUUGAGCUUAACUCUCUUACCAUUUAUGAAGGGAGAACUGUGAUUGUCUUCAAGCUGUUGUCAUAACUGUGGUGGUCCGUGACUUGGGUGUCAUGACUAAGACCUUUUGUUGUGUUUUGUUAUGGAACACAGCAAGUACAAAGCAUCACGCAGGGGCCAGGCAUAAGGCUGACUACUCUGCUGAAGUAAGCAGCUUUUUUCUAGUCUCCUCCACUUGGAAUGGGACUGUCCUGAGAAGAGAUUUGCCAGAGGCUGGAGUAAUUUGAGCCACAUGCUAGCUUUUUCCCUCUUAGAACACAUUCUCUUAGGCCAGUGGUUCUCAAACAUUAGGGUGCAUUAUAAUCACUGGGGAGCUUGUGAAAAAUAGAGAAACCUGGCCCUCACCUUAGGAGGUUCUGAUUCAGCCAGGGAGAGGACAGGAAUCUGUAUUUUUAACACGAACCCCAAGUAAUCUGUAUUCAGGUGGUUCCUGGAUCACAGCUUCAAAUAUUACUACCUUAAACAUCAGUAAAUAUUUCUGUACCCAUCAGGUGCUUAACACAACUCCCAGAAGGUGUUUUGAUUAUUAAAAAAAUAAGCAAAUAAAAGCAAUUUUAGAGGUAGAAAGUAACUUAAAAUGGACUCAAUCUCGUUAUUAGAUGAAUGAGAGAAGUUAAGUGACUUGCCUAAAGUCAUCCUGCAAAAUUAGUGGCAGAGCCAGGACUUGAAUUCAAGUCUCUUAAUUCCUUGCUCAGGGCCAUUUCUACUGUAUUAUGCUGGCUGUUAAAACAAUGACUUAUGAACACUUCUUUUGUCUUUAAGUUGUAUUAUUGUGAAUA
Molecule: messenger RNA, 4540 nt
Organism: Aethalodelphis obliquidens (Pacific white-sided dolphin)
Lineage: Eukaryota; Metazoa; Chordata; Mammalia; Artiodactyla; Delphinidae
Gene: DCAF10
Product: DDB1 and CUL4 associated factor 10
Exons: 7
Coding region: 1106-2800 (564 amino acids)
Cellular component (GO): Cul4-RING E3 ubiquitin ligase complex
Molecular function (GO): protein binding
Source: RefSeq, a predicted model, not a curated record